Solea senegalensis (Senegalese sole) is the source of this 1883-nucleotide messenger RNA. It is a transcript of the gene vsig8b, whose product is annotated as V-set and immunoglobulin domain containing 8b. The transcript is spliced from 8 exons. Bases 169 to 1245 code for a protein of 358 amino acids. NCBI's taxonomy places the organism in Eukaryota, Metazoa, Chordata, Actinopteri, Pleuronectiformes, Soleidae. The record is from RefSeq and is a predicted model, not a curated record.
GUGGCCAAGACUGUGCACUAUGGACAGAGAGGGUGUGGCCAUAGUAACGGCUGCUGGGUUUCACCUGAGAGCAUAAUAAGCAGGUACUCCAGUCGGGCAGCACUGACGGGCCUGGGAGGCCAAACUUCUGUCAAACUUUGGAUUGUUUCUUCAGUUUUAAGGGUCAUAAUGGAGCUGGUGUUCACAACUGUGAGGCUAAAGGUGGCUCUGCUGUUUGUGCUCACGAUCCAGCUGAGGACAGACGCGAGCGAGGCGAUGCAGAUCACAUCCUCGGGGCCGCAGACCAUCCAGAAACCUGUGGGGGUGACGGUCAACCUGGGGUGCACGUACACGCCCAGCCCGCAGGACACGGGACAGCUGGACAUCGAGUGGGUCGACCUCAGCCCGGACAUGACGCAGAAGGACAAACUGAUCUUAUCCUACGCAGGCGGACAGACGCACCAGUACGGCGACGCCAGCGUCUCCAGGAGGAUCAAGUUCAUCGGGGACCCGAAGCAGGGAGAUGCCUCCAUCUCUCUCUCAGAUCUGAAGAUCACAGACACGGCCACAUACCAGUGUAAAGUCAAGAAAUCACCGGGUGUUGACAUGCGGAAAGUCACUCUGGUGGUGAUGGUUCCCCCGUCGGCGCCAAAGUGUUGGGUUGAAGGUGGCGAGGAAAAAGGCGGCACCGUCUCCCUCCACUGUGAAUCCUCGCAAGGAUCCAGUCCUCUCUCCUACGUAUGGACGAGGGCAACCGGAGGUGUCAUACCGCCCACCGCAACCCAAGACCCACAGUCUGGCGUUCUGUUGAUAAAGAACCACACAGACAGCAACGCUGGGCGUUACGUGUGCGAAGCGAAAAACGCCGUCGGCACGGCUCAGUGUAAAUAUGAGCUGCACGCGUACAACCCGACUAAUAAGGUGGGUGUGAUCGUCGGGGCGGUGAUCGGCGCUCUGCUGCUUCUGCUCCUCCUGCUGUUUCUCAUCUGGCUCCUGAUCUGCUGCUGCCACAAGCGCCGCUACGAGAAAGAGAUCUCCAACGAAAUACGAGAGGACACCGCGGCCCCGGAGAGCCGCCCCGGCAGCAGGGCCUCCAGCAUCCGCUCGGUGCUGGGCUACCGCACGCACCACGGCGUGAUCUACAGCUCGGUGAGGAAGCCGCUGCAGAGUGUCAUCUACACGGGAGGGAAGAACGGCACGCCAACCGCCACCGGAACCACAGCGGCACCCCUCCAGUACGACCAUAAAUACGGAUACGCGGUGUAGCCGCAGUCAGGACUAUGCCGAGUAUAAAAAAUGAAGAAUUCUAGACUUAUUGAGAUGAGAGUCUUGUAAAUAAUAAUCUUAUGUACAGUAUGCUUGUGACAAAUGGUGCAAUACAAUAUAUUUAAAUGGAGAACGACCAGGGAUAAUCUGACCUCAGCCGUUGUGCAAGCGUAGCACAACAGCGCUGUUGUAAUUCUUAUAAUCACAGUCACUUUUUACACAGAUGUAACCGUUUUUUUUAAAUGUACAAAGUCUUAAAGUCUGUGGUUUUCUUAGUUAUUUUAAAGAUUCAUGACCAAACAGAAUAGAACAACAUCUCUCAGGAUGAUGCAGCGCUGUUAUCUUUCCCCACCCACCCCAAAAAAAAAACAGGUCAAGCUCAGUUAUAAGUGAGUUGUAUUUUUGUCCUUUUUUUUAUGACAUCAUAUAAAAGCAGUUAAAAUAUCUCGGCGAGUGGACCGUCAUGUGCUAAGAUGGUUGAUGUUUUCACAUCAGGCAGAGAGGAAACAGGAUGUUGCCAAAGAUGAAUUUAAACGCGAAGUGAGCCGCUACUGGCAGACGAAAAGUCAAUUUCUCCAUGUGAUCCUCUUGCGUGAAUUUGCCUUUGGGAUAUUUUUUUGACAGAACAAAACACUGUU